AUGGACGGACUAACGGGCGGCGCAGACACAGAAGGCGCAACAGAUGGUAGGAAGAGGAAACUCCGAGACGACAAAGAAGCAGCGCCGAAGCAAGAGCGUGAUGUAGAAGCUGAGCCAGUCGGAAGCCUCGACGUCAGGCCGUCGAAGAAAUCUCGAACGGGGAGUACCAGGAGCAACGACCAAGAUCGACGAGACAGCGCCAUGCCGUCCUGGCCUUGUUCGCGCGGACGAGGCUCGUCUUUGGCAGGAAGGCCCCGGAUUGUAUGCAACUCGGUCUCAGCAGAACCGUCGAGCUCGAAGUCGGGCUUCAUCAAAAGAACAGGCACGACAGGGCUGCCGACUGUUGGUGAAGUCAUUCCGCCGCGACCGGACCAAAUCAAUAAAUCCGAGUCGGAGACAUAUACGAUUUCCCCUAUGGGCAAUGGCAGGAACUGGAACCCUUUCAAAGACACGAUGUUCUGGGAUCCGGCCGUGAAAUCAGCGAGCGGAAGGAAGAGGUCGGUACGUGCGCAAGAGCCCCUUCAAGCAGCGAGGAGACAAAUGGAAUUCGAACUCGAAGCAAAUUUGAAUCAGCUUUCAGCAAGGCCAUCCACAGAAGCAGACAAUAUCUUAACCAGCGCAAGAGGUACCGCUGGCGGAGGGGCAAAGACGCGGAGUGAAUCGACGAGGCCUCUUCCGUCCAAAUCGACCUCAAUGGGCAGUGAUCCAGAUGAGUUGUCCUCAAGCGACACGUCCGACUCCGAGGCCUCGAGCUCAGCCACGACCGAAACAUCUCCACUACUUCAAAUCGACCGCGGUGAAUGCGAGGUUCUGCCACAUGAAGUGACGAAGCUGCGGAAAGAGAAUGCACGGCUCCGCAUGCAGUCAGCCGAUGCGCUUGAUUCGAACGCCGCCGCGUCUCGCAGAGAGGCAAGUCUGUUGAGGCAACUGAGCUGGUACGAAGGUGCUGGAGAGCGUGAUGGACAAGGUGGGGAAGAAGGCCAAGAUAACGGUGAAGUGAAGGAUGACGACGAGAAACGAAGCAAGGAAUGA
Cladophialophora yegresii CBS 114405 is the source of this 1032-nucleotide messenger RNA. RefSeq lists its product as uncharacterized. The coding region runs from base 1 to 1032 and encodes 343 amino acids. The transcript has a single exon. The record is from RefSeq and is a predicted model, not a curated record. Lineage: Eukaryota; Fungi; Ascomycota; Eurotiomycetes; Chaetothyriales; Herpotrichiellaceae.